Messenger RNA from Balaenoptera musculus (blue whale), 1288 nucleotides. RefSeq names its product 40S ribosomal protein S5-like. NCBI's taxonomy places the organism in Eukaryota, Metazoa, Chordata, Mammalia, Artiodactyla, Balaenopteridae. Gene Ontology annotation, molecular function: structural constituent of ribosome; mRNA binding; rRNA binding. Gene Ontology annotation, cellular component: cytosolic small ribosomal subunit; ribosome. Bases 405 to 1187 code for a protein of 260 amino acids. Gene Ontology annotation, biological process: translation; ribosomal small subunit assembly. The record is from RefSeq and is a predicted model, not a curated record. The transcript has 3 exons.
GGCCUCUGGGCUCGCUCGGGGGCUAAUCCGGGGCCCGGGUGCGGAGGGGAAGUCCUCCUGCGGGGGGCGGCAGCCAGGAAGGAGGAUUCCACACAUUCCUCGGCGCGGAGGAGGCUGCAGGCCGCCGGGCGCCCUAAUGCGCCUGAAACGUUACAGGACGCCCGCGGCCUUAUAUGGGCAGCCGGGGCCUGGCCGGCGCCGCGAGGCUGGAAACCACCGGCGCCGGGCCCUCCGAAGUCCACCCGGCCCUCCGCUGCCCUCCCUGGUCCUCCCGGUCCCGCUCACGCCUCCCUCUCUCGUCUACUUCUGCGACCCUGGACGAGUCCCUUGUUCUCUGUGCCUCAGUAGCCCUACGGGUGAAGCGGGAUUAGUAACUGUAGCUACUUAGUAAAGUUGCGGUGAGGAUGGAGUUAAUUCGUGUAAAGGGCUUGAUGGUGACCGGAACCUGCCCCACCGGCUUACAGGAUGGGUGUGGAGUCGGAGGAGCCGAACGCUCGGGGAGUAACGCGCAGGGCCAACUGGCACGCGUGGUCCAUGCCGAGCGGCCGAGAUGCCUCGGCUGCGCCUUCAGGAUGACGGAGUGGGAGACAGCUGCACCUGCAGUAGCAGAGACCCCCGACAUCAAGCUCUUUGGGAAGUGGAGCACUGAUGAUGUGCAGAUCAAUGGCAUUUCCCUGCAGGAUUACAUCGCAGUGAAGGAGAAGUAUGCCAAAUACCUGCCCCACAGUGCAGGGCGCUACGCAGCCAAGUGCUUCCACAAGGUGCAGUGCCCCAUCCUGGAGCACCUCACCAACGCCAUGGUGAUGCAUGGCCGCAACAAUGGCAAGAAGCUCGUGACUGUGCGCAUCGUCAAGCACGCCUUUGAGAGCAUCCAUUUGCUCACAGGUGAGAACCCCCUGCAGGUCCUGGUGAAUGCCAUCAUCAACAGUGGCCCCUGGGAGGACUUGACCCGCAUUGGGCGAGCUGGAACAGUGAGGCGGCAGGCCGUGGACGUGUCCCCGCUGCACCGUGUGUAUCAGGCCACCUGGCUGCUGUGCACAGGUGCCUGUGAGGCCACCUUCUGGAACAUCAAGACCAUUGCCGAGUGCCUGGCAGACGAGCUCAUCAGCGCUGCCAAGGGCUCCUCCAGCUCCUACACUAUCAAGAAGAAGGAUGAGCUGGAACAUGUGGCCAAGUUCAACCGCUGAUUGCCUGGCCACAGCUGCAAUAAACCUGUUUGCCCUUUGGGGUGGCCCCCCCCAAAAAAAAAUGACCAGGAACCACCAGACAUUCCAUCCUCUGUGGAUAC